CAUGCCCUCGUUCUUAUCCGCCCCCUUAUCACAUCCUGCAGAAUGUCGGCCUAUGACAUUGCUGGGUACGCUGCCGACGCUCUGGCUUCCUUGACUCCUGAGGAGAUCGAAUUUCUGCGCGAGCUGCCGAAAGCAGAGUUACACGCCCAUCUAAAUGGCAGCAUCCCGAUCCCACUGCUACAAAAGAUCGCAAACGAGGCCGACUUCUCCUCCUCUGCGAUUAGCUCUGAUGCAGUAAAAGCUGGUAUCGAGCAGCUCAAGACCGGCGUUGUGUUCAACGAACUACACGACUUCUUUGGGCUCUUUCCCGCCAUCUAUGCUCUGACCGCAACGCCGGAGACUCUCGCGGAGGCUGCCCGCGCCGUGCUUGCUCAGUUUCUCGAGCCUGACCCCGUCUCACCGAAAGGCCAGCCCAUGGCGGCCUAUCUCGAGCUGCGUUCGACACCCCGGACGACGCCCAACAUGUCACGCAAACAGUACCUCGAGGCCGUCCUUGACGAGGUCGAACGGUACCCCGUGGAACGGGCUGCGCUCAUUGUCAGCUUAGACCGCCGUAUGGAUGCGAAGACUGCGGAGGAGAUCGUCAGUCUAGCCAUCAAGCUGAGGCAGGAGGGGAGGCGUGUUGUGGGCGUUGAUCUCUGCGGGGACCCCCUAGCGGGAAACAUGGACAAUUUUGAGCAAUACUUCAAACGUGUGAAGGAAGCAGGGCUUGGUGUGACUUUGCAUAUCGCUGAAACCUCUGAGAACACGCAUGAGGAUACUCUGAAGCUACUCUCCUUCAGUCCAGACAGGCUAGGGCAUGCCACAUUCCUGGAUACAGACGCGAGAGAUGUUGUCUUCUCGAAUAACGCUUGCGUCGAGAUCUGUCUCUCGUCCAACCUCCUGUGCAAGACUGUGAGCAUCCUUGAAGAGCAUCACAUUAGGCACUACCUGGAGGCAAACCACCCAAUAGCGGUCUGCACGGACGAUACCCUUCCUUUCCGAAAUAACCUGCUUGGCGAAUAUGCUUUGCUUCUUGCGAAGGAGCCUCUGGGCCUCGGAUUGACUAGAGAGGAAGUUGAGCGCAUCGCGCGUAUGAGUAUGGCCUCGCGCUUUGCCUCGCCUGUUAGUAAGACGGCUCAAUAGUCGGUGUACCUAUUGCUGGUAUACUUGAACCUUCAUGACACUCACUUCAUGCUGCCUUAGGCAACAGUGUAUUCUUUAGAUUCUCUAGGUUUGAGUCCACAAUUCAAACCAAUUACAUGUAACAAAUAAUGGUGAGUGCACGAGCAUGCCUGACAUCGACGCUACUAGUAGUGACAGCAAGUGAAAUAUCUGCCAACGAUCUUCCGCGACGUUCGCUCACAGUGUAGUAUCAUCUCGCUGUUCAAGUUCUUGUUCAAUAUAAUCCGCCAAAUUGAGGUCGUGGGUCACCGGCGAUACUCGCCAGGAUAUGGAUGAUGGACAUUCGCAGCCUUUCAUCAGCAGUCUACAGAGUAUCUUGCACAGCGUUCGCGGGCCGCGCUCAUGCACCCCUCGCAUUGCAUCAGCCGACGUCGGCAUUGAGGGAGCAUCCCGUGCUCUGAGUGCUUCUAUCCCCGGCGACAUUCUUGUACUUCAGCCGCUUUUACGACCGUGCCAGUCAUACAUCAUCAUGGGGUCCUAUUGUCACCGAAGAAGUGAAUCGCAUCAAGGCGGCGCAGCUCGUCCGCGAUCAAGUCUGGAAGCGCUUCUGGUAUCAUGCCUCUCAUAGACGGGCUCACAAAACCUGGAUUAAUGCCCAGAGGCGCAUCGCAGGAAAGCUAAACGGCGUUUUAACACUCGCAAAACGAGCCUACAAUUCAGUAGAAGCUGAUGGCUCUCGUUUGGCGUUCAUGCAUCGACCUCCGCCUUUGUGUGCUUCGACAAACUCUCCACCGAAAGAUUCCCACAGGUCACUAUGGCCGGUGAGGCACGUUUCAUCGCUAACUCAACCCACCCACAGCACAGGACGUGUUAAGAGACCACAGGGGCUUCACGGUGGAACGCCUGUGGAAGGGCAUAUAAGGCGGCCAGCAGCUGGGCAGAUCCUCAGAGCCAGGUCACCCAAGCUCCUUCACUCAUCGAGUCUUUGCUAUGUUCCCCAGCGCACAGCUCCUUGCCCUUGCCGUCUUCGCGGCCAUCUCUACGGGUGAUACACACUAUGUUGACUGGGAUGCUCAACUCUGACCUUCUUUGCGUUUUGUUCAGUGCACGCUCAGACCUUGCCAACCAACUGUGCUCGAAACUACACCGUGCAGGCUGGCGAUAUCUGCAAUUCCAUCUCGGCCGCCCAACACGUCUCCACGUAAGCGGCCUUAUG
Molecule: messenger RNA, 2320 nt
Organism: Phanerochaete carnosa HHB-10118-sp
Lineage: Eukaryota; Fungi; Basidiomycota; Agaricomycetes; Polyporales; Phanerochaetaceae
Exons: 5
Coding region: 43-1125 (360 amino acids)
Biological process (GO): adenosine catabolic process; inosine biosynthetic process
Molecular function (GO): adenosine deaminase activity
Source: RefSeq, a predicted model, not a curated record